Messenger RNA from Umbelopsis ramanniana AG, 869 nucleotides. RefSeq lists its product as uncharacterized. The coding region runs from base 252 to 833 and encodes 193 amino acids. The transcript is spliced from 3 exons. Gene Ontology annotation, biological process: DNA repair. Lineage: Eukaryota; Fungi; Mucoromycota; Umbelopsidomycetes; Umbelopsidales; Umbelopsidaceae. Gene Ontology annotation, molecular function: polynucleotide 3'-phosphatase activity; double-stranded DNA binding; ATP-dependent polydeoxyribonucleotide 5'-hydroxyl-kinase activity. The record is from RefSeq and is a predicted model, not a curated record.
AUACCAAUAGCUAUCAUGUCUCCCUCGAAAAACUUAGACCUCUGAGUAGAUUGGGUGGUAUAUCUUAUGGCCGCACCACAGAAGGAUAUGAGAUCCCUAGACCUAAAUGGGAAGAAGAAAAGGAGAAGUUCGCAUAAUAGAGCGUUUCUUGUCAUUCUGCUACCAUUGUGCUUGUGACUGUGCAGUAAUGAACUUCCCCAAUUGCUUGGUAACAACAAAAAUAUAUUCAAUUUGUUACCCUAUACGCUGCAAUGAGUAAACGCAUGUUGGUUUUGGUGGGCUUACCGGGCUCUGGCAAAAGUACAUUUGCUACCAAGCUGGCAGCCUCCAAAUCAGAAUGGAAGAGAGUGAACCAAGAUGAUUUAGGCUCACGGCCGGCAUGCGAGCACGCUACCAAACGUUACAUUACUAAGGGUUUUAACAUUGUAAUUGAUAGAAGCAACUUUGAUUCCAAACAACGACGAACUUGGAUCGACAUCGCUUACAAGAAUGACAUGCGAGUUGACUGUAUAAUUUUUGACACUACGGUUGAGGAAUGCGCCGAACGCAUCAAUGUACGCCAAAACCAUCCAACCCAGGUGGAAGGACACCAUGGCAUUCAAAUUCUCAACCGGUUUGUCUCCAAUUAUACCCCGCCUACCAUGGAGCGACCAGAAGGUUUCUAUCGCAUCAUCAACCUCCCACCUCGCCCUUCUCCGGAAUGUACAGCACAAGAUAUCGAAGAUGCUUUGAAUAUUCUGGACAACGCACAAGAGAUUUUGGAGCCCGCAAGGUACCGAAGCGCUGAUCAACCACGUCAAGAGACACAAAUAAAACACCAGUACACACGAUAAAUAUGGGUGGUAUAUAAAAAGUUUGCUGCGUCCAUU